AUGACAUCCAAUCAAGAAACAGCAGCAUUAAUCAUUGACUUCCUGAAGUCUUCAUUAAAGAAUGGAAACGUUCCUGAGGACAACAAGGAUUCAAUUGAUUUUGCCAUCGAAAGUAUUACAGAAGCUUUCGCCGUUGAGUCUUCCCAAAUUGAUACUGUCAAGGCUAAGUUUGGCAACAAAUCACUAAAUGAGCUUAUUAGCCAAUCUGAAUCACUAGAAUCAGAGAGAAAACCUGUAGCAGAAUCAACACAAAGCGUUCCUGUUCAUGUUGACGAGUCCGACGAAGAAACCAAAGAAAAGGCGGAAGCUUUGAAACUCCAAGGUAAUAAGGCUAUGGCAUCCAAGGACUUCGAAACUGCAAUUGCGAAAUAUACAGAGGCAAUCAAUCUGAUUCCAACCAAUGUUGUUUAUUUGUCUAACAGGGCUGCAGCUUACUCAUCAUCACGUCAACACGAGAAGGCUUUAGAGGAUGCUAAUAGAGCCACCGAAGUUGAACCUACUUACGCUAAAGGUUGGUCGAGAUUAGGUCUUGCCAAGUACGCCUUAGGUGACGCAAAGGGUGCUCUUGAGGCAUACGAACAAGGCUUGAAAGUCGAAGGUGCAACUCCAUCUGAUGCAAUGAAGAGAGGUUACGAGACAGCAAAGAAGAAAGUUGAAGACAACUUGAUGAGCUCCUUAGACUCAUCCAAAAAGGAAGCGCCGGGAAGUACUGACUCCAAUGGCCCUGCUGGAGGUGCUGGUGGACUACCAGACUUUUCACAGUUUGCCAAUAUGUUUGGAGGUGAAGGUGGAAUGGGUGGUCUAGCUGGUUUAAUGAAUAACCCCCAAAUCAUGGAAGCCGCUUCGAAGAUGAUGCAGGAUCCGAACGCUUUGAGUAACCUAAUGAGCAAUCCUAGAGUCAAACAAAUGGCCGAGUCGAUGGGUCUGAACGGUGGCUUGGACGACAUGAUGAACAAUCCAAUGUUGCAAAAUAUGGCCAAGAACUUUAUGGGUGGCAAUGGAGGUAGUGAAGGAAAUGAAGGUGCCGACAGUGGUCCUAAUAACAACGCUUAA
Molecule: messenger RNA, 1053 nt
Organism: Pichia kudriavzevii
Lineage: Eukaryota; Fungi; Ascomycota; Pichiomycetes; Pichiales; Pichiaceae
Exons: 1
Coding region: 1-1053 (350 amino acids)
Biological process (GO): post-translational protein targeting to endoplasmic reticulum membrane
Cellular component (GO): TRC complex; membrane
Molecular function (GO): protein binding; molecular adaptor activity
Source: RefSeq, a predicted model, not a curated record